Molecule: messenger RNA, 340 nt
Organism: Schizophyllum commune H4-8
Lineage: Eukaryota; Fungi; Basidiomycota; Agaricomycetes; Agaricales; Schizophyllaceae
Exons: 1
Coding region: 152-334 (60 amino acids)
Source: RefSeq, a predicted model, not a curated record
ACGGGGGAGGUGCAGACCACGGGCUGGUGGUGGUGGCAGGCGUUGUGUCCGUUGCAGGAGAGCGGGUGUGUGAUUGGGUAGAAUGGUCUCAUGGAGGCGAAGGAGGAGGGGAGUUGAGGAGGGGAGGAGCAGACAUUGUAUACUUAUAGGCAUGGUCGGACGUUGGAUCCUUUUUUUCUUCUCUUUCGUUUUCUGUAUCUCCCUCACGUACGCUCUUAUAAUACAGCACGCAUCCGCUUACGAUUGCACGAUACCCAUCUUAGAGUGCCCUAAAGGACAAGUCAUGGAACUACCAUUGGUCCCAGCUUUGGCGUUGCGCUCUGGCGUCAGCUGAUUCGCU